Oncorhynchus gorbuscha (pink salmon) is the source of this 4289-nucleotide messenger RNA. It is a transcript of the gene ddhd1a, whose product is annotated as DDHD domain containing 1a. NCBI's taxonomy places the organism in Eukaryota, Metazoa, Chordata, Actinopteri, Salmoniformes, Salmonidae. The transcript has 14 exons. The coding region runs from base 472 to 3201 and encodes 909 amino acids. Gene Ontology annotation, molecular function: metal ion binding; glycerophospholipase activity. The record is from RefSeq and is a predicted model, not a curated record. Gene Ontology annotation, cellular component: cytoplasm.
AAUCUUGUGAUACGUGCGUCAGCUGUCACGGGGAGAGAGAGCUAGUUGACGCACGCGCUUCUGUCUCCAUGCUAGCCGGCGAGUUGUUUAGACACGAAAUAAUCUGCAAUUCUACUCGCAGGAAAGAAAGAGAUAUCAACUUGUUACCGGACAGUAUCAAUAUUAAACUGGACCAAGCGGAUUCUGUGACCGAUUCCAGCAGGAAAGGGGCUGUGUACCGCUGCAGAAGGUGUAGAGUUUAGUUAUAAAAUAUUUGGUGUAGGUCAGGUGGUUGUGCCGAAGAGAGAAUAGCAGGUUUCUCGGAUGGAAGCUGGCUAGGGCUAGUUUAUUUAUUGUCAAUUAAUAAAAUAGCUAGUUUUACCUCGUCAAACAUACGACGGAUUGCCAGUAGUUGCUGCAUAGCAAAACAUAGCUAGGCCGGGUCGGCCGGUUAGCUACCGAGCUAAUGACAAGAUAGCUUGCUCAAUAGUUAUGUCGAGCAGUUUCACAAAUAAAACGUCUUUGCUAAGCAGCUCUCCACAGAGCCAUGAGAAUAGGGUCUCGUCAGUCGGCAACAACAACAGAGACUGGGACUUGGAAAAAGAUGUAUUUGUAUGCUGCUAUGAAGAGCCUAUUGGCGAAACCAUGCUGGCGGGGAUGCACUCGGUUCAGCCUGGUCUGGACAGGCACAUGCCGCUGCUGCGAGGCCGCCACCGGGUUCCUCCGGACUGUAUGAUACUGGGCCUAGAGGAACCUUACCCCGGCUGUCACAACAACCGGAGUCCUCCCGCAGCCUACCUAGACACCGGUUCUCUGGCCUUCAGUGAAAAUGACCGGAACGCCACCCCGGUGUUGGAAAGCAGAAAGAGGACUCGGAGCAGUAGUUCAAGGAACCGGUAUAACGAGGUUGUCACAGAAUUGGGACCCGAAGAAGUGCGGUGGUUUUACAAAGAGGACAAAAAAACGUGGAAGCCUUUCAUUGGACACGACUCUUUGAAAGUUGAGGUCAUGUUUCGUAAUUUCUGCGAACGGAACCCUGGAACGACCAAGCGCCAGGGUUCUUUGGGAAUGGAUGAAGCGUACGAUGAAGAUAAUGCAAGCAGGGUGGAAGCGACAACUGGGGGGUCGAACGGAGUCGAGCGAGCUGGACCAGUGCCGGCGCCGAGAACUACGGUGAAUAGGGACAGGGGUUCGAUGGAGAGAACGGACUCCACAGACGAAAGAGACCUUGAUUCAAUAAACAUCAACGUAGAGGCUGUAUGUGUCAGGGGUGGGCUGUAUGAGGUGGAUGUCAAAGACAGAGAAUGCUAUCCUGUGUAUUGGAAUCAGCAGGAGAGCAUUCCUGUCAUGAGGGGCCAGUGGUUCAUCGACGGCACCUGGCUCCCAUUGGAGGAGGAGGAGAGUGACCUCAUUGAGGUGGAGCACUUGACCCGUUUCCUUGGGCAGCAAAUGCAGGACAGCUUCGACUCUGACUCUGUGGUGGCCAAAACAGUCGACAGCAAAGAUGUUCUCUCCCACCUGCCCCCUUUCUACCUCCCCUUUCUUUUCAAAUGGAGUGGAUAUCAACCGAGUGCUACAACUAAAUGUCUCAAGCGCAAACGCUGCUCAGCUGUCCACAGUUUGAAAUUGAGUCGGACCCACGUGGACUGGCACAGCGUGGACGAGGUCUACCUCUACAGCGAUGCCACCACCUCCAAGAUCGCCCGCACUGUCACCCAGAAACUGGGCUUCUCCAAAGCCUCCAGCAGUGGUACACGGCUCCACCGGGGCUAUGUGGAGGAGGCCUCCUUGGAGGACAAGCCCCCCCAGACCACACACAUCGUCUUUGUGGUCCACGGCAUUGGACAGAAGAUGGACACAGGACGCAUCAUCAAGAACACUGGCAUGCUAAGGGAGGCAGUAAGGAAGAUGGAGGAGAAGCACUUUUCGGAGCACACAGAGGAGCACGUGGAGUUUCUGCCUGUCGAGUGGCGCUCCAAACUGGCACUGGAUGGGGAUACAGUGGACUCCAUCACCCCAGACAAGGUGCGAGGACUGAGAGACCUGCUCAACAGCAGUGCCAUGGACAUCAUGUACUAUACCAGCCCCUUGUACAGGGACGAGAUCACCAAGGGCCUGACAUCAGAGCUGAACCGCCUCUACACCCUGUUCUGCUCCAGGAACCCAAAGUUUGAGGAGAAGGGGGGCAAGGUUUCCAUCGUGUCUCACUCCCUGGGCUGCGUGAUCACCUUUGACAUCAUGACAGGCUGGGACCCGGUGAAAUUCUGUCUGCAGGAGCAUCAGGAUCUGGAGGAGGAGCUGGACCUGAGAUGGGUCUCCUAUGAAGAGAGAUGCCUACUGGAGCAGCUGCAGCUCACCAGGAACAGGUUACGAGAGCUGGAGGAUCAGCUUCAAGGCCUGGAGGCCUCCAAACCGCUAGCACUCCCUGCUCUUAAAUUUAAGGUGGAGAACUUCUUCUGUAUGGGCUCUCCCCUGGCAGUGUUCCUGGCCCUGAGAGGGAUUAGACCAGGGAACAGUGGAGAACAGGACCACAUUCUGCCUCGAUCCAUCUGCCAGAGGCUAUUCAACAUCUUCCACCCCACGGACCCCGUGGCCUACAGACUGGAGCCCCUCAUCCUUAAACAUUACAGCAACAUUGCACCUGCACAGAUACACUGGUGUAGUGCUAUAGACCCCACGCCGUACGAUGAGAUCCGUCCCACCUUCAUUAACCCGCAGAAGGACCCGAUGUCGGACACAGAGAGCAUCCCCAGCCCCUCCACCUCUCCUGUCCUGGCCAGGAAAUACUAUGGAGAGUCUAUUGCCAGCAUGGGCAAGGCCAGCAUACUAGGAGCGGCCAGUAUUGGUAACAGUAUAGGGAAGGGAAUAGGAGGGAUCCUGUUCUCUCGGUUCUCUCGGUCUGCACCCUCCGGAGUGUCCUGUGCCAUCGAGGCUGGGACCCCAGAGGGGGAGGAGCCGAAGAGGACCGUCGAUAGCCAAUCAGAUUACGGCCUGUCGUCCACCUUGUCCCAGUCCCCCUCCACACUCAUAGACCCCUCAGUGGAAAUGGAGCGCCGCAUCGACUUUGAACUCCGUGAGGGCCUUGUGGAGAGCCGCUAUUGGUCAGCGGUGACCUCUCAUACAGCCUAUUGGGUCUCACAUGAUAUUGCGCUCUUCCUACUGACGUUCAUAUACAAGCAGGCCAACGUGCCGCCACCCACAGACAGUCCUGACCCAGAGUAAACACACAGAGCGACUUCACCAUGUCCAUACUCACACAUAGCAUCUUUAUCACCCUUUGUUACUCCAUUCUCUCUAAAUAGUUUUAUACUGACACACUUCUACUAACACACAGACCUCCUUUCGUACUGUUUAGGAUGGAUACACAUUCACCCAAGGGUGACACAUUGGAUUAUGCCCCCCUAAGGGGGGCAGCCUGCCUGUCACUGUGAUGACCAGUCCCCAUGCAUGCUCUGUGAAGCAUGGGGGAUAGUAGAGUCCUCCAUCUAUCCUUCCAGCUGCCAACGAGUAUGUCAGAGAUUUCAUUGCACGCUUCCAAAGGCGUCUUCCUCUUAAGAUCACAGUCUCUGUCUGAAACUGCUGCCCUCUCGGAUGUACAAGUCUCAAACUCCCCCCGCCAUCUCGAACUCCCCCCUCAUGUGUAGCAGGCAUGUUUCAGCCAUAGUGCAGCCCAACCCAAAGCUCUACUCUCCUCCACAGACUCUUUAUGGAGCUGUGGGAUGCACAAGCCAGCCUGGACCUCUCGGUAACCUCCCUCAUCCACACUGGUCUGUAUCUUCUUACCCGGAGUUACGUUUCCAUCGACAAGAACCUGGGCUGGAUACUGGGACCCUCAAAUAAUGGAAAGACUUAUGAAGGAAAUGAAAUUUGUGUAACUUUGUCUCAAAACGUAUGUUACUGUCUGAGCGAACUCAAUGCAACUUUCAAAGGGGUCUAAAUGUUAUUUCUAUAAUAGAAUGUUAAUAUAUUUCACUAAGAAAAUAAUGCUACAGUUAGUUUUUUCUUUAUUUGUUUUGGAAAUGUAAAAAAAAAGUGGGAGACGAACUCGUUCACUGUACUUCGAGUUAGUGUUCCUCCUUUUCAUGACCAUUUGACCAUCGAAUGACCGUAGUGAGCAUGAGCCUCACACAAAGCUCUGCAAAAAGCCAUUUUCAUUUUUUUAUACAACAAAGUUAUUAGAUGACGUACAGUUUAAGUCGGAAGUUUACAUACACCUUAGCCAAAUACAUUUAAACUCAGUUUUCGCAAUUCCUGACAUUUAAUCCUAGUAACAAUUCCCUGUCUUAGGUGAGUUAGGAUCACCACUUUAU